AUGCAAAAGCGGCGCUGGCGGAGGGCAAACUUGCGCUAUCGGCCACGAGGGAGGGGUGCCCUGGCAAGGUUUGCGCACGGAGCGCAGCACGACGGGACGUCAGUUGUCGUCAAUCUGGACAUCGCGGAGCGUUGCUUUUGGCUCAACGAUAGUGCGGAGUGCCGGCGCUGGGCGGAGUGGCGGUUGUGGGGCGCGCUCCUCAGUGCGCUCUGCAUGGUGGUCGCCUUUCAGCGAGCCGUCACUAGAGAACAGACGGAAGUGGGGCAGCUCAGGACAGCGUCACAUGCGGUGAAACGGUGGCCACGUGCCCGUGCAGGUUGA
Messenger RNA from Ostreobium quekettii, 321 nucleotides. The record is from the annotation of a GenBank genome assembly. NCBI's taxonomy places the organism in Eukaryota, Viridiplantae, Chlorophyta, Ulvophyceae, Bryopsidales, Ostreobiaceae.